Aspergillus ochraceoroseus IBT 24754 is the source of this 2757-nucleotide messenger RNA. RefSeq names its product putative arsenite resistance protein Ars2. Lineage: Eukaryota; Fungi; Ascomycota; Eurotiomycetes; Eurotiales; Aspergillaceae. Gene Ontology annotation, cellular component: kinetochore. Bases 1 to 2757 code for a protein of 918 amino acids. The transcript has 3 exons. The record is from RefSeq and is a predicted model, not a curated record.
AUGGAUUCAUAUGAUUCGUACGGGUCCCCAGGGCGAAACCGCGAAGGUGGAGAUUCUUACAUGUCCAGAGCAUCGAUGGAUUCCUACAGACGCAGAUCACCUGUCUCCCAGGAUCGACGGCGUGGGCGCCCCCGUUCCCGUUCCCCUGUCGUGAUCGAUCGAUAUGAGCCUUCGGACCGCAGAGCUUCCCGAGAUGACUAUUAUGCUGCCGCACGCGAACACACCGCACGAGAACGUGAGGAUCGUCGUCGCGUUCCCUCGCCAACCGCUGCAAAUAUCGACCGUUAUGUCCCCGGACAGGAUGGCGGCAAACGUCCAAUUCCCAGCAACCCACUCCCCAACCCCCUGAGCCUGGAUUUUCAAGUCGGGUUUAAUUGGUUCGCUGAAUGGUGGCGCGCGGAACAAUCAAUCAAGGAGGAGAAAGAUCGCGCAAAGCAUGGCGGAAGACGCCCAUCGGACCGUGUCAAAGGUGAACGGGAGGCGCGUGAAGAUCGUGAUCGCGAGAGAGCCCAGAUUCAAGCCGCUUACGAUGCGUACAAGGUCGACCUGCAGAUAAAGAUGGCGAGAACAUUCGUGCAACAUCAUCGCAAUGAGGAGUGGUUCAAGGAGCGCUACGUUCCUGAAGUCAGAGACCCUCUACGUCGAUUACUCAUGGAUUUUCGACUAAGCGCUUAUCAACAGUGGGAGCAUGAUUUGGAAGGUGGUGUGUUUGAUGACUUCACGCUCGAGGGUAUCUACAAGAGCGAAAGCGACGGUGCUGGUGGUGUCAUUGAGAAGGAAGAAGGAGAGACGACGGCUGUAGGGGAGACGCUCGGUGUUUUGGACCUUUUGCCAGCUAGAGGUGGAGAUUUGCGUGAUGAAGCCCUGUCGCAACCGGCUUUGCUCAUCAAGACAUUGGCUCCGAAUGUUGGCCACCAAAAAAUUGAGGAGUUUUGCAAGGAGCAUCUAGGAGAGCAGGAUGGCGGAUUUAAGUGGCUGAGCUUGAGCGAUCCAAAUCCUUCGAAGAAAUAUCAUCGAAUGGGAUGGAUAAUGUUGCAUCCGGCUCCGGAUGUUGCAGUCGUUGAAAGAGGCGAUGGGAGAGAGGAAGAAGGGGAGGAGAUGGACCAUGAUAAUGUUGCCAAUGGGUCUGCGACGAUUUCGGCGGCCGAAAAGGCCCUCGAGGCGAUUAAUGACAAGACAAUUCAUGACCCUGUUCACGGAGAUUUUGUCUGCCACGUUGGUGUCCAUGUUCCCCCAUCCCAAUUGCGAAAGAAGGCACUCUGGGAUCUUUUCUCUUCUCCGGAACGUAUUGAACGCGAUUUGGAGCUGGCCAGACGACUGGUGACGAAGCUUGACUCUGAAAUGGGUCAUAAUGCUGAUGGCUAUACUAAAGUUGAAGACCGUGUUGAGGAACUCCGUGGCAAGGGCUGGCUGCAACCGCCUGUCACUGGCCCUGUCAGUGUGAAGAGGAGGAAGACUGACUUUGACGCCGAGGAUAUCGAUGAGGGCGAAGCAGAAGAAGGGGAGGAAACCGAAGGGUGGGAGGAUGAUGAAGUCGACGACGAGGAACUCUUGGCUAAGAAGAAAAAGUUGGAUUUGAUGGUUGAAUACCUCCGAAGGGUUUACAAUUUCUGCUUUUUCUGCGUUUUCGAGUGCGACUCUGUACACGAACUUACCCGAAAGUGUCCUGGGGGCCAUCUCCGUCGGCCCCGGGCUGGCCUGACCACACAGUCCAAGGCCGUGGCACGAGCCAGCGCUCUUGGACAGCCAUUCCCGGUUACGAAGAAAGAGCCAAGCGAGGAUGGUGAGGAACAGCCGUCGCCUGCAGAGGAAAAACGGCCCCAGAGGCACAGUUCUAGGUCAGAGCAGCAACUUCAACGUGCUUUCAACUGGGUCAAAACCUUCGAGGACAAGCUUCUGCAGCUCCUUGAACCCGAAAAUGUGGAUAUUACUAAACUCGGUGGAAAACCUGUUGACGAUGCGCUGGAGGAGGAAUUAGCAAAAAAUGUGAAGCAAGAGGACGAGUCAAAGUAUCGCUGCAAGGUCCCUGAAUGCACGAAAUUGUUCAAGGCAGAUCACUUCUGGCGUAAACAUGUGGAGAAACGCCACACAGAGUGGUUUGAAAAUAUUAAGAGUGAUCUUUCCCUCGUGAAUGCCUAUGUACUUGACCCUGCUCGCAUUGCCCCCUCGAGGUCCGAUGCCAAUAGCAAUGGCCACUUCCCCCUCAGCUCUGGCCAGAACCAGACUGGCACUCCUCGCGGAUUCAGCCUGGCGUCGAUGCCCACUUACCUCGGCAACACUUCCAACGUCCCGUCAGGUUUCCAGGGAGUUCCAGGCGCUGGGUUACCUGGAUUUAUGGGCAUGAAUAAUCAAAGUUGGAGCGGAAAUGGUAUGGUUGCUGGUGAGCACGCUAGCCUGCACCAUCCAGGCGUCGUGCGUCGUGGUGGUGGUCGGUACAAUAAUCGAUCUGGACCUUAUGAUCGACGCGGAAACCGACAUGGCGCCUCGGGUGUUGGCCGUCUGAGUCCAGCCCGCAACAUGAUGAGCAUGCAUGGACCCGGGGGUCGGCUCCCACCUAGUACCGGUGCUCCGUAUAUCCCUCCAGGCCAUCCUGCCGCUGCUGCAUUUGCUGCCGCCGGUGGGUUCCCCGAUGCUAUGGGAUCCGGAACUGGCCAGCAGGCCAUGGGUCCGCGAGAGGCUGUCCAAGGCCGUAGCCUGAAGAGCUACGAGGAUCUUGAUGCCGUUGGGGGAGCUGGAAGUGGCGAGUUGAACUACUAG